Auanema sp. JU1783 is the source of this 819-nucleotide messenger RNA. NCBI's taxonomy places the organism in Eukaryota, Metazoa, Nematoda, Chromadorea, Rhabditida, Rhabditidae. The record is from the annotation of a GenBank genome assembly.
AUGGGACCUCCUCCAGCUUCAACUGCUUCAGCUUCACCCUUCUCAGCAGCCUAUCCUGGUUUUGCUUCUUUCCAGCCUUUACACUACCCAGCGUUUUUUAACAAUCUUCCUCAUCAUCCCCAAGUUAUAAUGAACGGAGCAACAGUUCAGCCAUCCAGUUAUCGAGCAAGAUGCGGACGCGAUCUCAGCCGACGUACAAGUACACGCCGAGAGAGAACCUCUUUCAAUAACCUUCAAUUACAACAACUUGAAUAUCAAUUCAAAAUCAGCCAAUAUCCUGAUUUGGGCAAAAGGGAAGAAAUCGCUAGAGCCAUUGGCCUCCUGGAGCCUCGAGUUCAAGUUUGGUUCAAGAACCGCAGAGCUAAAGAAAGACUGGCUAAGAAAGCUCUGCAAUCAAGCAACUCAUCAAAAUCACUUAAUCCAGAAGCAGAAUCUCCUCCACCUGAGCCUAAAGUGUUGGAUAUCAAACCAAUAACCAUGCCGAUUAUACCAAUGCCUGGUACUGCUGAAUUCGAUGCUCACACAGAAUCGAAAUAUCUCAGUAUGGCUAUUAAGCCAAAGAAAGAAAUUGUUGAGCCUGAACCUAUCACAACAAUCAAAUAUACCGAUCAAAGUCAAGCAGCAGCGACAGCAUUUGCUUCAGGAUGGCCUUCAUAUGCUUUACCGCCAGCUAAUUAUAAUUUUUAUAAUAAUUACUUCCCACCGUAUUACCCGACUGCCAGUUAUCCAACUUAUGCUUCUGAAUCUUAUGUUCCUAAUAAUCCAACAUACUGUGGUCAAAUAACUCCAUUAUUAUUCGAGCAAUCAGAUCAAUUGUAA